AUGCCUGUGAUUUUAAAAGAGUUUGAGUGGACGCAAACAUCAACACAUAUCUACAUAGACGUUGAGGUCAAGGGUCUGGUCGCGAGCAAGACCGAUGUAUACUGCAAUUCUCUUUAUCUUCGAGUCAAUUUCGCUCCAUAUUUUUUCGAAAUCGAUUUAUUCGACAGGAUCAUCCAUGAUGCGUCCACGGCGAGCCUGGGAAACGACUGUGUCAAACUGGUCCUCCAAAAGGCUGAGGAAAAAUUGUGGACAACGUGCGCUUUUGUGUGCAAGUCAAGGGAUGAGCUUCGGCAGCGCCGCGAGCAAGGCGAGAGAGAGCUUCGUUUGCACGGCGAGCACCAUCGUGCCGAGCGCGCUCGCCAACAGAAAGAACGAGACCAUUUUCUGGUCAAGAAACAAAUUGAAGCUGAAAGAGAGGGGAGGGAGCAAAUCCAGCGUCUCAAGGCAGAGGAGCGCGCAUUGGCCCUGGCGUCUCUGUCAGAUACUACCUUGCAGAUCAAGCCGCAAUUGCGAGCUGGAGAUUACAGCGACGACGAAGAAGCUGGCGACUCUCUCGAGCCCGAACGAGAUUCAAAAACUCUUCCUUCGGAAACAUUACUUGAUGAGGUUGAUGAAAAAACGGAUGGUGUAAUCUUCAGAACACAGCGAUAUGACCCGUCAAAUCCAGCAAACCCAUGUAGCGGGGUUCAGCUCGGUGGCUAUGCUGCUCCAGAUACCAUUAUCAAGAGUAAAGCCAUAUUCGAUAGCCAGGAGGAUGUGGUAGAAGCACCAGACGCCGAUUCAGAUUCCGACUCAAACCUGGUUGACAUGGAUGUGAUUCGGGCGCGUGUGCGACAGCAGCUUCGCAACCAGUAUCCACAAGCAAAAUGGCUUGCUCGGAUCAAAACAUACCAGGAGCAGCUGAGAGUUGAAUCUGGAGGAGCCGUCGCCACUGGAGCGAUUGAAGACCAACCGAAAUUCUUGAAAGAAAGAGCCGAUACGUUCUUCCGGGCCCAAAACUUCGAGGCCGCCUUGAAUGCAUAUACAAAGUCGAUUGAGGCUCAGCCGAGAAAUCCUGUGUAA
Polychytrium aggregatum is the source of this 1062-nucleotide messenger RNA. RefSeq lists its product as uncharacterized. The record is from RefSeq and is a predicted model, not a curated record. Bases 1 to 1062 code for a protein of 353 amino acids. Gene Ontology annotation, biological process: cilium movement; outer dynein arm assembly; inner dynein arm assembly. Lineage: Eukaryota; Fungi; Chytridiomycota; Chytridiomycetes; Polychytriales. The transcript is spliced from 7 exons. Gene Ontology annotation, molecular function: protein binding.